This is a messenger RNA of Prorocentrum cordatum, 3362 nucleotides long. The record is from the annotation of a GenBank genome assembly. Lineage: Eukaryota; Dinophyceae; Prorocentrales; Prorocentraceae.
AGCCGUCUGCGGGGCGACGCCGCGGGUGCCCGCUGCCUGCGAGAAGCCCGCGAGGGGGGGCGGCCCGCCGAGGCACCCGCGGGAACCAUGAUGGCCGGGGGCAUGCCGCAGGGCAUGAUGGCAGGUUUGGCGCAGCUCAUGCAGCAACAGGCGCGCCAGCAGCCGCCGCAGCAGCAGCACGACAGAGGCGGUGCCGCCGCUAACGCUUCCCAGCUGAGCGUCAGCGGCUGCGCCCACGCCACCGUCGGCGCCAUUGUCCGCGGCUCCUUCACCGCAGUGGGACAAAACCACGGGAAGCCCUCGUACAAGAAGGACACUCAGGUGAAUGGCCUCGACGUGAUGCUAUACUUCUGGGACGAGCGCGACGGGCAGGCCUUCAGCGGCUGGUGGUUCGGCCCCAAAGUGGGAGGCGACCAGGUCUGGGCUUACCACCCGAGCAACACCAUGACGCCGCCGACGACAGGCUGGAAGGUGCCCUGCGACGGGCCGGUCGACCCGACCUUCGCAAUCUCGUUUGGCGGGCAGCAGCAGCAGCAGCAGCAGCCGCAGCAGUCGUACGGCCAGCAGAGGGCGGCGCCGGCGGCGGCAGGCGGCAUGAACGCGGCCAUGCAGGCCAUGCAGAACCAGGCUAUGGCCCAGGUCAUGCAGAACCAGGCCGCGGCCGCGGCCGCCCAGAUGCAGCAGAAGAUGCUCAUGGAGCAGCAAAAGCAGAUGCAGAUGAAGAAGAUCGAGGACAUGAAGAGGCAGCAGGAGGAACUGAAGAUGAAACAGAUGCAACAGAAGGUGCAGCGCGAAGCGGAGCUGGUCAAGAAGCGGCAGGAGCAGACCACCUUGAUAUCGAUCCGCCGGGUCAUCCAGAAGCUCCGCACCGUGACGCCAGAGAACUUCGCCGAGGUGAAGCAGGAGGUCGAGGCGUUGCUGGCAAAGGAGCUCGGGAACUGUGGCCUCCAGGCCCAGAAGAUACAGGACGAGGCCAAGGCGGGCCUACAGAUGGCGGCCGAGAAGGUGGAAAAAAUGGAAGCGGUGAAGCGGGAGGCCCAGGAGAAGCUCGCGGAGGCGGCGAGGCGGCGAGAGGAGGUCCAGAAGCUCGCCGAGGAGCUCCUAAAGGAGUUGGAGUCGCUCGUGGACGAGGCGGAGAAGGCGGUCAAGACGCUGAAGGACAAGGCGGAGCCGCUGAAGGACGCGGCCGACAUGUCGAUAAAGCUGGUUGAGAAGAACGCCAAAGCGGUGGAGGAGAAGGGUGACAUCGCCAAAGCGAAGUUGAAAGCAGUAUCCGACUUCGUCAAGGAGAACAGCGCCAAGAUUAGGGUCACGCACAAAGUGCCUGUGGGCCCGACGGCGGUCGACACCGGCGCGGGGCUCGCGAAGGCUUCGGCCAGGAACUCAGCGUGCACGAAGGAGUGCAACGAGGCACUGGUGUUCGCCGAGACCACCGUGGCGAAGAUGCGGAAGAAGGCCGAGGCCAAGAAACAGAUGGACGCUCUGAACGCCACCUUCGCAAAGUUCGACAAGGAUGGCGACGGAAUCCUGAGCAAGCCCGAGGUGAAGACGUAUGCGAGGACCACCCACAAGUUCGCGGUGGGAGACGCCGCCAUGGCGCAGAUCUUCAAGAUCCUCGUCGAAGGCGACAGCAAGGGCGUGAAGAGAGACGACUUCCAGAGACUGAGGGUCCAGGUCGGGAUUGCGCGCGAGCAGGCCAUGGACGCCGAGCGUAAGAAGGCCCGGUUGGAGAAGGAGGCGAAGAUGGAAGAGCUGAAGAAGGAGGUGCAGGGCAGCAUCGACGCGGCCGCGGAGGCGGCCAAGGCCACAGGCGAGCUCGUCGACAAGGUGCAGGCGGCAUCGAAAGAGGUGGUUGGCAAGGCCAUGCAGUUGAACGUCGAGGAGCUCGACAAGGAGGCAGAGGAGCUGGACAAGCUGCUGGAGGAGGCGAAGGAGAGCAUCGCGAAGUCGAAGGAGACCGUCACGGGCCUCCUGACGGACGUGGACGAGGACAUCAAGGCGUGGAUGACGCAGAAGGCGGGUGAGAUAAAGGGCAGGAUACAUGGGGGCCCGCGGACCUCCGACCAGAGGCUGGGCAAGGUUGCGGGCAGCCCCAACAAGCUCCGCGACAUCGCGAAGAGAAAGGUCGCAGCGGAGAUGGAGGCGCUGGAGGCGAAGGCCCUGAGCUUCUUGAGGUACCACCAGACAGAGUCGAAGUUGAGUAGGGACGAGUUGUUCAAAGCAGUAGACGCCGACAAGGACGGGAAGAUCUCCGAGGCAGAGUUCGUCAAGUUUUUUGUCACGUGCAAGCGGCCUCCGAAGCCGCAGGAUCCAAAGGCCAAGGCCGACGCCGACGGCGAGGAGGCACUGGACACCGCGCCCGACGACGAGGGCCUGCAGAAGGUCUUCAAACACUUCGUCGACGAGGACGGCGAGGGCUUCUUGACAAAGGAGCGCUUCGCGUCCGUCGUUCGGCACCUCAUGAAGGUGGUCACGGUGUCCGUCCUCAGCAAAGAGCUGAAGACGGACAGCGAGGCGGUGCGAAAGUUGGAGAGCAGAGAGGUCGUGGAGGUGCUCGAGGGUCCCAUGGAGGACGAGGUGUCCAAGAUGAAGCGCGUGAAGGUGAUUGCCAUGAGGGACGGCGCCGAGGGCUACGUCACCCUGGCGGGCAACGGCGGCACGGUGUUCCUGCGGGACGGCGGGCGGCUCUUCAAGGUGCUGAGAGAGGUCCCCAUGACGGACAAAUUCGAGCUGGAUGAGGCGCCCAAGCAGGAGAAGCCAGCGCAGGAGAAGCCCGUGGCGGGGCAGCCCGUUCCGGACGGGCCAGUCGCGGCCGGGCCGGUCUCGGCGUCCGCCCCGGACGGCGUCAGGAAGCUGAAGGCCGGAGAGUUGAUUGAGGUCAUCGAGUACCCGAAGAAAGACGAGAAGUCGGGGAGCAUGCGUUUGAAGUGCAAAGCAAAGUCGGAUGGCCAUGUGGGCUACGCCACAUUCCAGGGCAACACCGGAGCGGUGUUCAUGGACUGCGUGUAGCGGGGCCGGGCCCGGCCGCGGCCAGGCAGCGGGCAGCAGCACCGCUAUAGGAGCGGAGGGCUCGCGGACUGCGGCAGCCGCUGGACGUCCGAGCGAUGGCGAGGGGUGCCCUGACGCUCUUCUGUCGGCGACGCCGUCGCCGUCCUCCGGACUUCUGUGGGCGCCUCUCGGCGUUCACGCCGCCCGCGGCCGGACACGCGGCUCGGGGAAGGGCGGCGCCGAUCGCGCGCGCCCCGCCUCGGGGGCGCGCCGCGGCACGUCGGUCCUUUUGUGUCUACGGGGGAUGCAACGCAAAGGUUCUAUAUUUCAGUGUUUUGGGUGAGCAUUGUGCCAGCGGCGCUCGCGGGUAAAAA